CUCCGCGGGAGCCCGGCGCCAAACUCGAAGCGCAAGAUGGCGGCGGAGAGUAUGUUCAACCGGCCGGUGUGCAUGCAAGUGAGGUGCCAGGGCUGCGAGGAGAGGAAAUUAAAUGUUCGAGUGAAUAUUGAGCUACUGUCAAUUUCUAAUCCUGUUCAUAAAAAGGAUUUAGCUGUUCGAUUGACUGAUGAUACUGAUCCUUUUUUCCUUUAUAACCUUGUCAUAUCUGAGGAAGACUUUCAAAGUUUAAAAUCCCAGCAAGGUCUCUUGGUAGACUUCUCUGCUUUCCCACAAAAAUUUAUAGAUCUGCUUCAGCAAUGCAUUCAGGAACAGAACAAAGAUAUCCCAAGGUUUUUGCUGCAGUUAGUUUCUUCAGCAUCUGUUCUAGAUCACACACCUGUCUCUCUAAAUGUAGUGGAGACCAACCCUUUUAAACAUCUUACCCAUCUCUCUCUAAAAUUCCUACCAGGAAAUGAUGCAGAAAUAAAGAAGUUUCUAGCCAGCUGUUUGAAAUGCCUUAAGGAAGAAAAAACAAUGUUGGAAGAAAAGCUUAGGAGAACUGAAGAGGAUCUUACCAGACAACUGAGCUACACUCAACAGAGCUUGUCAGAGAAGAGCCGAGAACUAGACAAACUGAAAAACGAAUGGACAUCAUACACUACAGCUCUAACAAACAAACACACGCAGGAGCUGACCAAUGAGAAGGAAAGAUCUCUCCAGGCACAAGCUCAGUACCAACAGCAGCAUGAACAACAGAAAAAGGAAUUAGAAAACUUGCAUCAGAAAAGUAUUCAACAGUUGCAGAACAGACUCUCAGAACUCGAGGUCAUCAAUAAAGAUCUAACAGAAAGGAGAUACAAAGGAGACUCCACAGUCAGAGAACUGAAAGCAAAGCUUUCUGGAAUAGAAGAUGAAUGUCAAAGAGCAAAGCAGGAGGUGCUGUCGCUGCGUCGGGAGAACACUACUCUGGAUGCGGAGUGUCAUGAAAAAGAGAAACUCAUUAAUCAGCUACAGACACGGGUUGCUGUUCUGGAACAAGAGAUCAAAGAUAAAGAUCAGCUAGUCGUUAGAACAAAAGAAGUAUUAGAUGCGACACAAGAACAAAAGGUAAUACUGGAAGAGAGUACAGAGAAAAAACAAAGUCAUAUUGAAAAACUAGAGGCAACCAUUAAGUCGCUGUCAGCUGAACUUCUUAAGGCUAAUGAAAUUAUCAAGAAGCUACAAGGAGAUUUGAAAACUCUAAUGAGUAAGUUAAAAUUGAAAAAUACAGUAACCAUUCAGCAGGAAAAACUGUUGGCAGAAAAAGAAGAGAGACUUCAAAAAGAGCAGAGAGAAUUGCAGGAGACGGGCCAAUCCCUUCGAAUGAAAGAGCAGGAGGUUUGCAAGCUACAAGAACAGCUAGAAACUACAAUACAAAAGCUAGAAGAAAGUAAGCAGUUACUGAAAACUAAUGAAAAUGUAAUCACAUGGUUAAACAAACAGCUGAAUGAAAUUCAGAUGGCAAAGAAGCUCGAGACUUCUGCCAGUACCCAUGGCAGCGUUAGGACUGCCAUUUCCCCUCAUGGCAUGCCUGACCGACCAUCCUUUCCCAGCUCAGGAAUCGGUCAUCCCAUUUCACCUCUGUAUGCCUUCCAGAACUUUCCGGACCCAGCACACAACAAAAAUCUCACUUCACAAUGCUCAGUACCAAAGAUUCAGUUUAGCACCCAGCUUUCUAAAAUGAAUCGGUGUUCAGAUGGUCAGGCAGUGACUGCAACUAGUCAUCCAGCAAAUAAGGAGAAUGGUGAUAACUUGGGGCUGGAACCGAAGUAUUUCAAGAAAAAAGAUGACAGCAUUCCUUUACGAGGGCUUAGUCAAAAUACACUUAGCUCAGAGUAUCUGAAACCGACCUUACCGACAAAAGCCCAGCCAUCACCAAAAGCUGCAGCGCCGCCAGCCUCGGCUUACUUCCCUGGAUAGUAGGCAGGGCUCUUAAAGUAAGCAGCCGCUGUCUUUUAACCAUUUGGGGGAUUUUUGGAUGUCCUGUAAUAAUGCAUUAUUAGUGAAGUAUCAGUAUGAACUGACAUAAUUUUCUGAGUCUGAAUCUGUUUUCUUUGAGAAAGCUAUCUUGACUGACACGGAUGACUGUUCAGGGUACUUGAGCCUGAAGAAAAAGCUCUGAGCAGCCUCGGCCUCAGCGGGAACACCGCUGUAGUUAAGGCACGGGGGCUGUACGGAAUGGUCCCUCACAAUAUUGGCGACCCUGCAGUCUUAAAAAGCUGUUGAAGUGCCCUGACUCUCUUGUUACAGGCAUUGACAAGCGUGGCUCUCUAAUGGGGAAAUGUACGGGCCAGUAUUCCCUGGGAGAGACCACGUCUCUGUGGAUGCUUAACCCCUUUCAGAGCAAGGAUGACGCAAACAAAGUGCUGGAGAACAGGGUGAUGCCGUCAAGGUUAAUAAUGGUCAAGCUUGUAAUUUAGCGUGACUGCCUUGCUAAUUCGCCCUUACAGUUUUAGUUUUGAAAACUUGCUUAAUUUUGGAACCAGCUUCUUUGAAUUGCAUCUAGACUUAUUAAAUAUAUUUAAUAUUAAAACUCCAAAUUAUUUCACCAAAGAUUUAAAUUAUAAUUUAAGAUUCUCACUCUUGGUUACCCUGACUUUUCUAUUCAUCUGUCAUUCUGUAUGUUCCACCGCACCCCCCCCCAACACAGUUAAGGGGCAGUAGCUGAACAGUCAACUAUUGAAAGCAUUGCAACAUCUAAAAGCUACUUUAUUUUUACUGAUCGUACUUCAUGACUGUAAGAAAGACCACAGGGAAAUCUAAGAUACUCUUAACACAGACGUUUAGGUGGACUGAGCCUAGUCAGUGUGUUCUGCUACCUGGGCUCAAACACCAGAAUCAUGUAAAACGGCUUCAUUCCGUGCCAGCUCUUGUGUGGUGUCCCAGUGAAGGACGGGCAUGCAAGUGUUUGUAACAUGCAAAAUAUACUUUUUUUUAAUGGCUAUUUUACAACAAAAGUCGGUAAAUAGCUUGACGUGCAUCCAGAGGAUUGUAUAUGUAAGUGGUUUGUUUUGCAGUGCAAAAUGUGUAUAUUUGUUUAUAAAUCAGCACCCUGUUAGCGUGCACUCACUUGUUUUGGCAUGUGUAAGUUUUGAUGGAACGAUUAAAUGGUUUUUAUCCCAAA
Messenger RNA from Phalacrocorax carbo (great cormorant), 3163 nucleotides. The record is from RefSeq and is a predicted model, not a curated record. NCBI's taxonomy places the organism in Eukaryota, Metazoa, Chordata, Aves, Suliformes, Phalacrocoracidae.